AUGGAAAACCUACAGACGAAUUUCUCCUUGGUUCGGGGCUCAAAUAAAAAAAUGAAUGGGAUAGGAGAUGAUGAUGGCAGCCCUCCAGUGAAAAAAAUGAUGACAGACAUUCACGCAAAUGGAAAAAUGAUGAUAAGCAGGAUGCCAACAGUUAAGAAAGAACUUUUGGAUGACUAUGAAGCACCAAUGGAGACUGAUGGAGAGCAUGUCAAACGAACCUGUACCUCGGUGCCUGAACCUUUACACUUAAAUCCCAGUUUGAAACACACUUUGGCACAAUUCCAUUUAAGCAGUCAGAGUUCUCUGGGUGGACCAGCAGCGUUUUCCGCUCGGUAUGCCCAAGAAAGCAUGUCACCUACUGUAUUUCUGCCUCUGCCGUCUCCUCAGGUUCUCCCUGGUCCACUGCUCAUCCCUUCGGAUAGCUCCACAGAACUCACCCAGACUAUGUUGGAAGGGGAAUCUAUUUCUUGUUUUCAGGUUGGAGGAGAAAAGAGACUAUGUUUGCCCCAAGUCCUAAAUUCUGUUCUCCGAGAAUUUUCGCUUCAGCAAAUAAAUACAGUAUGUGACGAACUGUACAUCUAUUGUUCAAGGUGUACUUCAGACCAACUUCAUAUCUUAAAAGUCCUGGGGAUACUUCCGUUCAAUGCCCCGUCCUGUGGGCUGAUCACAUUGACUGAUGCACAGAGACUAUGUAACGCUUUGUUGCGACCACGCACUUUCCCUCAAAAUGGUAGCCUACUUCCCACCAAAAACUCAUUGGCUCAGUUAAAGGAAACUGGCAGUGCCUUUGAAGUGGAACAUGAAUGCUUGGGCAAAUGUCAGGGUCUGUUUGCACCCCAGUUUUAUGUUCAGCCUGAUGCUCCCUGCAUUCAGUGUCUGGAGUGCUGUGGGAUGUUUGCACCCCAAACGUUUGUGAUGCAUUCGCACAGAUUACCUGACAAAAGGACUUGCCACUGGGGCUUUGAAUCAGCCAAAUGGCAUUGCUAUCUUCACGUGAACCAAAAAUACUUAGGGACACCUGAAGAAAAGAAACUGAAGAUAGUUUUAGAAGAAAUGAAGGAGAAGUUUAGCAUGAGAAAUGGAAAGAGAACACAAUCUAAGAUAGAUACACCAUCAGGAAUGGAAUUACCGUCAUGGUAUCCUGUUAUAAAGCAGGAAAGUGAUCAUGUUACUCAGACACAUUCAUUUUUACACCCCAGCUACUACUUAUACAUGUGUGAUAAAGUGGUUGCCCCAAAUGUGUCACUCACUUCUGCUGUAUCCCAGUCUAAAGAGGUCACAAAGACAGAGGCAGGUAAAUCCAUACCAAGACAGUCAGAGAAGCCUUACAGUAGUGGAAAACAUCAAAAAACAGUGUCUUAUCCAGAUGUCUCACUGGAGGAACAGGAGAAAAUGGAUUUAAAAACAAGUAGAGAGUUACGUAGACAUUUAGAUCCAUCAAUCUCAAAUAACUCUGUAAGUAAAAAGAAACCUGAGUCUACCACUUGUAACGUAAUCAGAGACACAAGCAAGGCGGGAAUUGACCAUGAUGCAGCAGCUUCAUCUCCACUUCUUGUCAAAGAUGUCAUUUGUGAAGAUGAUAAAGGAAAAAUCAUGGAAGAAGUAAUGAGAACUUAUGUAAAACAACAGGAAAAAUUGAAUUCAAUUUUGCAUAAGAAGCAACAACUUGAGAUGGAAGUUGAAAUGUUGAGUAGCUCAAAAGCAAUGAAGGAACUCACUGAAGAACAGCAGAAUUUACAGAAAGAGCUUGAAUCUUUGCAGAAUGAGCAUGCUCAAAAAAUGAAAGAAUUUUACGUUGAACAGAAAGACUUAGAGAAAAAAUUAGAGCAGGUAAUGAAGCAAAAAUGUACCUGCGACUCAAAUUUAGAAAAAGACAACGAGGCUGAAUAUGCAGCACAGUUGGCAGAACUAAGACAGAGAUUGGACCAUGCCGAGGCUGAUAGACAAGAACUCCAAGAUGAACUCAGACAGGAACGGGAGGCAAGACAGAAGUUAGAGAUGAUGAUAAAAGAGCUAGAGCUGCAAAUUUUGAAAUCAAAGACUGCUAAAGUAUAG
Molecule: messenger RNA, 2055 nt
Organism: Pipistrellus nathusii (Nathusius's pipistrelle)
Lineage: Eukaryota; Metazoa; Chordata; Mammalia; Chiroptera; Vespertilionidae
Source: the annotation of a GenBank genome assembly